GCAGAGGAGGAAGUGCCCCGAACUACAGCCACUGGCUUAGCUCCUCCCUCUUUCCUUCCCCAAGUCAGUUUCACUUUUGCUUUCCUAUAUCUGGCCUUCUUACUGGGAAGGACAACAAACUAACCCGACUGGCCUGAGUCAGCAGGGAUUCUGAUGGCAGAGGAGGAGGAGGUAGGGAGAGCCUUGGAGCUCCGGGGACUGCCCCCUGAAGUGCCAGAUGAGUUGCUUACCCUUUACUUUGAGAACCACCGUCGCUCUGGUGGAGGACCUCUGUUGAGCUGGCAGAGAUUUGGCUGUGGGGGUAUCCUCGUCUUUCAAGAUCCUGCAAAUGCAAGGAGGGUCUUAAUCCGAGCAGAGCACCAACUACACGGUGCCCGGUUGAGCCUGAGGCCAGCCCCGCCACGUGCCCCCGAACGUGUGCUUCUGCAUCGACUGCCACCUGACACUUCACCUCAGAGCCUGGAGCAACACGUUCAGGCCCUGCUAUGUGCUGCGGGGCACCCCGUGCAGGCUUGCCAUGCCCUGGCCAGUCCUCGGCAGGACUGUGCGCUGGUCCAGUUAUCCAUGCCCCUUUCUGAGGCAGAGGUCUCUGCCCUGGAGGAGCAAGCCCGGAAUCUGCCCCUGAAUGGGACCACAGUGUCCUUGGCCUGGGUGCCCCAGACCCGAGCAGUACGUGUGGUGGAUGGCGCUGCCCCGGUGGAACCGUUGCUGUUGGAGCUCUACCUGGAAAACGAGCGUCGCAGUGGCGGGGGCCCCUUGGAGGGUCUGCGCAGCCUGCCUAGGCAACUGGGCACUGUUAUCCUCUUUCAGCAAUGGCAGGUGGCUGAACGUGUGCUGAAGCGGAAACACUGGCUACAGGGCUCUGAGUUGAGCCUGGUCCCCCACUAUGACGUCUUAGAGCCAGAGGAGCUUGCCGAGGGCAUCAGUGGAGGAGACCACCCAACCUUGCAGGAAUCUGGAGUCAUCCAGCAUGCUCUUACAGGGGCAAGAGGGCUGCCUGGGGCCCUGCCUAUGACUGUGGGCUCUGGGGGGACACCAGGACAAUUAGGAACCCCUCUAAAGGCAGGUCCUGAAGGAGCUCCACGACAAGCCAUGCCAAUCGAUUCAGGGUCUGUGAGGUCUCUGGGGCAAGAGGAGCCUAUAAACCUAGGAACUACGGGAUCUCCAGAGCAGGCUGGUUUCAUGAACCAGGGGAUUAUGGGGUCUGCAAGCCCAGUGGGUCCAGUAGAAAGCUUUACAGAACUCCCAGGUCAAGUAGGACCUAUGAUCUCAGACACAGAGGGAGUUCAGGGGCAGGAAAGCCUGGGGGAAGUUGGCACAAGCUCACCAGAGCAGGAGGGGCUGUUGGGUUUAGUGGGAAUGGCCAUGGAGUCUCCAGAACCAGGGCUGGAGAGCCCGGGAUAUGGGGAGCUGCAGAGGCAAGAGAGCUUGGUGGAGAUGGUGAUGUCAAUGGAUCCAGGGGCCAUGCGUUUCCUGCAGCUUUAUCAAGAGGACCUCCUUGCCAGCCUGGAAGAUGUGGCCCUCUUCCCACUUGAAGGAGUGGACGUGACUGGCUUUCGGCUUUAUGGGGCCAGGACCCCAUGCCAGGCAGCUCAGGAGUUGCUGCAGAGUCUGCUGUGUAGCAUUAGCUGCCACGUGCUGAGCAUGAAGCACCCAGGCAGUGCCAGGUUCCUGCUGGGCGUGGAGGGGCAGCGACUUCUUCACAGGCUGGAGGCUCAGUUCCAGUGUGUCUUUGGGACAGAACGUCUGGCCAGCGCCACCCUGGACAUAAUAGACCCUGAAAGGACGGAUCCCACUGAGGCCCUCCAAGUCCUCCAUGACCACAGGACAGGCAGUGAUCAGGAGAACAUGAGACUGGAGGAAGUUCAAGAGCUGCUGGCUACCUUGGAGGGCCUACCUGGGGAGGACAGGCUGUCUCUGGAGAUGGGGACGGAGAGACCUGGAGAGCAGUCAGAGGAGACCACCCUACAGCAGGAGGUGGAAAACCCCACACUUGAAGCUUGGGAGGAGGCUGUGGCCUCAAACACUGGACUAGAAGAGGAGGCUACGUUGCAGCUGGCUAUCCACCGAUCCUUGGAGUCUCAAAGCCAGGUGGCUGAUGAGCGAGAGGCCACUGCACUAAGGCAAGCCCUGGCCCUCUCCCUAUUAGAAGCAGAAGAGCCCCUGGGUGAUGAUACUGGGGGUAAGGCCCAGCUGGUGGUGCACACAUCCUUUGAGCAGGAUAUGGAUGAACUGAACCGGGCCCUAUCCUGCGCCUUGGAGGAACACCUUCAGGAGGAGACAGUGAAUCUCCAAGGCUGUGUGCUGCCCACAGAGCUUGGGGCACGCCUGGAGAGGUGCUAUGAUGUGAGUGCUAUACUAUGCGGUGACCGAAUUGUCCUCCGUGGCUUUGGGGUCCAGCCUGCCCGUGCGGCUCGCCACUUAGCUGCUCUCCUUGUUGGCCCCUGGGACCAGAAUUUGACCUUUCCCUUGGAGGCCUCAGAAAACAACCUGUCAGAGCAGGGGCUAAAAGAACCCUUGGGCAGGCUGGAGGCCCUGGAAGAGAAUUCCAAGGAGUUCCAGGAUGUGGUGCAGGCCUUUUAUGACACCCUGGAUGCUGCCCACAGCAGGAUCAGCAUUGUUCGAGUGGAGCGUGUGUCACACCCGCUGCUGCAGCAACAGUACAAGCUGCACCGGGAGCGCUUGAUGCAGCGCUGCCAGCAACGCCCGGUGGAACAAGUCCUCUACCACGGCACGUCGGAAUCCGCCGUGCCCGACAUCUGUGCGCACGGCUUCAACCGCAGCUUCUGCGGCCGGAACGGCACCCUCUACGGACAGGGCGUGUACUUCGCCAAGCGUGCCUCCCUGUCGGUACUGGAUCGCUACUCGCCUCCCAAUGCAGAAGGCCACAAGGCAGUGUUUGUGGCACGGGUGCUGACCGGCGACUAUGGACAGGGCUCCCAAGGUCUGAAGGCGCCUCCUUUGAGGGCCUCUGGCCAGGUCCUUCGCUACGACAGCACGGUGGACUGCCUCCUCCAGCCCAAAAUCUUUGUCAUCUUUCACGACACCCAAGCUCUGCCCACUCAUCUAAUCACCUGCAAGAACAUACCCCGGGGUACCCCCUGGUGAGACCGCCUUGGUCUCUUCCAUCUCUUUCCUGGACAUUGGACCUGAGAGGCCAGCUUCUGCUUCCCUGCUCCACAAAGUUUCUAAGCGUUAGAGCUGCCCCCGGGGGCGCUCUUGCCUCUGGCUGGAAAGCCAGGAUGACUGUGGACUGGGGAGGGCCAGACCUAAUCGGUUCCCUGGCUUGCUCCACCGCCAGGGGUCAGCAGAACGCGGCAGGAGGGCGCGCUGCCAGGCACACCCGUGGUGGUUGGACCGCGCCCUAGCGCGGCUUCUGUCUUUGAAUAAACCUGUACUUGGAACCAGUUA
This is a messenger RNA of Meriones unguiculatus (Mongolian gerbil), 3411 nucleotides long. RefSeq names its product poly(ADP-ribose) polymerase family member 10 (gene Parp10). The record is from RefSeq and is a predicted model, not a curated record. Gene Ontology annotation, cellular component: nucleus; cytoplasm. NCBI's taxonomy places the organism in Eukaryota, Metazoa, Chordata, Mammalia, Rodentia, Muridae. Gene Ontology annotation, biological process: negative regulation of gene expression. The transcript is spliced from 11 exons. The coding region runs from base 154 to 3108 and encodes 984 amino acids. Gene Ontology annotation, molecular function: transcription corepressor activity; NAD+ poly-ADP-ribosyltransferase activity.